AUGGAGUUGGAUAGGUGUUUAGAACAACUGUAUGGUGGAAAGCUGCUGCCGGAGGCGACGCUGCGCGCGCUAUGCUUCAAACUGAAGGAACAGCUGGUUCGGGAGUCGAACGUGGUACACGUGGCGACGCCGGUGACGGUGGUGGGAGACAUACAUGGUCAGUUCCACGACUUGCUGGAGAUCUUUCAGAUUGGGGGGGCAGUGCCGGACACGAACUACCUUUUUCUGGGGGACUAUGUGGACCGCGGACUAUACAGCGUGGAGACGAUGUCGCUGCUGAUAGUGUUGAAGCUGCGGUACCCGGCGCGGAUCCAUCUGAUCCGGGGGAACCACGAGUCGCGGCAGAUUACGCAGAGCUACGGGUUUUACACCGAGUGCUGCAACAAGUACGGGGGCAGCAGUCGGGUGUGGCAGUACUUCACAGACCUGUUUGACUACCUGGUACUGUGCUGCAUCAUCGACAAUGAGAUCUUCUGCGUGCACGGCGGGCUGUCGCCCAACGUGCAGACGAUCGACCAGAUCCGCAUCAUCGACCGCAUCAGGGAGAUUCCGCACGACGGGGCGAUGGCGGACCUGGUGUGGUCGGACCCGGAGGACGAUCGCGACGACGUCCUGGGCUCACUCUCGCAGUUCAAGGUGUCGCCGCGCGGCGCGGGCUACACGUUCGGGAAGGCAGUUGUGGAGAAGUUCCUGCAACUGAACCGCAUGAGCAAGAUAUACCGCGCGCACCAGCUGUGCAAUGAAGGGUACCAGGUCUACUUCCAGGGCCUGGUCACGACGGUCUGGUCUGCGCCCAACUACUGCUACCGCUGUGGAAAUAAGGCGUCCAUUCUCGAGGUCUACAACACACAGGACUACUACUUCAACGUGUUCGAAGAGGCGCCAGAGAACAAGCUGCUAAACAACUCCUUCAUGGGCUCUACCAACAGCCUCCUGGGCGAGUACUUUGAGGACGGCCAAGCACAGGACGUCUUCUCGGACGAGUACCAGACAAGAUCCGCCUAUAAGCGCCAGGUGGAGUACUUUCUGUGA
Molecule: messenger RNA, 1032 nt
Organism: Eremothecium gossypii ATCC 10895
Lineage: Eukaryota; Fungi; Ascomycota; Saccharomycetes; Saccharomycetales; Saccharomycetaceae
Gene: PPG1
Product: putative serine/threonine-protein kinase PPG1
Exons: 1
Coding region: 1-1032 (343 amino acids)
Biological process (GO): peptidyl-serine dephosphorylation
Cellular component (GO): FAR/SIP/STRIPAK complex
Molecular function (GO): protein serine/threonine phosphatase activity
Source: RefSeq, marked provisional